CGUAUGUCCCUCUGAACAACAUCAAACGAGAAAAAAAGAAAAAAGGUUCUUUGGUAACAAUCUCAAUCUGUGCUAGUUCCAGUUCAAUAGAGAGAAUAAGAGAAGAUGUCACUGAUUCCAAGUUUCUUGGGUGGUCGAAGGAGCAACGUUUUCGAUCCAUUCUCCCUCGAUGUCUGGGACCCUUUUAAGGAUUUUUCUUUUCCCAGUUCUCUUUCUGCUUCCUACCCUGAAUUUUCUCGGGAAAAUUCUGCAUUUGUGAGCACACGAGUGGAUUGGAAGGAGACCCCAGAAGCACAUGUGUUCAAGGCUGAUCUUCCUGGUCUGAAGAAGGAGGAAGUGAAGGUAGAGAUUGAAGAUGACAGGGUUCUUCAGAUAACUGGAGAGAGGAACGUUGAGAAAGAAGAUAAGAAUGACACGUGGCAUAGGGUGGAGCGUAGCGGUGGCAAGUUCACGAGGAGGUUCAGAUUGCCAGAGAAUGCCAAAAUGGAACAAGUGAAAGCUUCCAUGGAAAAUGGGGUUCUUACUGUGACUGUUCCAAAGGAAGAGGUCAAGAAGACUGAUGUUAAGGCCAUAGAAAUCUCUGGUUAAACUGAUUAUGUUUAUGUGUUUUUCUUUUUCUUUUCUUUUUUUAAAUUGUGUGCUUAGCGUUAGUGUUGUAAUAUUACUUUUGUGUAUGCGGUCUUUAAGAAAGAAAACCCUUACCAUGGAUUGUGAGGGAAAGUAUCAUGUAUGUGAAUUGUAAUUAUUAUAGUGUCGAGAAAUAAAUCUAGAUCGAUAUUGUAAUAUCAUAA
Molecule: messenger RNA, 791 nt
Organism: Gastrolobium bilobum
Lineage: Eukaryota; Viridiplantae; Streptophyta; Magnoliopsida; Fabales; Fabaceae
Product: 18.5 kDa class I heat shock protein-like
Exons: 1
Coding region: 106-588 (160 amino acids)
Biological process (GO): protein complex oligomerization; response to salt stress; response to hydrogen peroxide
Source: RefSeq, a predicted model, not a curated record